AUGGUCAGCAGAUAUCAGGGGAAUCCUAAAGAAGUGUCUAAUGAUAACGAAUUUUUUUCACAUGUUGCACGAAUCCCAGAUGCCAUGUUGAAAAAGGUUGAUCCAACGAAUGUUGUGCUUAUUGAUUAUAUGACAACAAUUGAUUCCAAAGUUGAAACUGGGAAGUUGUUAACGAAAGAAGUCAAAGUCUCCAAGAAAACAACGAAGCCUGAUGAGUUAGUUUCAAAAGUUGUGAUAAAACCUGUUGAACCUUUUGUUAUAAAACCAACUUCAGUUACCAUUCCUUCGAAGACUGGAGUUUUUCAAAUAUUAAAGCUGAAAUAUGAGCCUACUUCUCCUGAGAAGACUGUUAUCAUACCACCUGAAGUUUCUUCUGCCAAAUCAUCUCAUGAGGAGGUACGAACUUCAAACAUCACUACAAACGUAUCUGAUACAGAUGUAAAUGUCAUCAUGGGUGAAGGAGAUCUAUCAAACAACUCAACCUCCACAAGAGUGUCUUGUACGAUCAAAGACUCAGAAUCGAGAAUCCUAGAGAAGGUAGAUCAUGCGGAUCAGACAUUAGAGUUGAGGAUAAAUUCAUUCAAUUCAAAGUAUGUGGGAGUUGUGAAAGAAUUGAAUAAUAUUCAAAAGGAAGGACACACAUUGUUCGUCAUGGGUGUCAAGAAGGUGAGAGAAGAUGUUAAUUUGAAGCUUCAAGUGCUUUUUUAUGAUACGGUUCGAGAAGUUGCAGUUGUUCAGAAAGACGAUGCCAAUCUGCUUUGGGGAGGUUAUUUCGAUGCUCAAAGAUUUGAAGGAGUCGCUGCUUAA
Lactuca saligna is the source of this 807-nucleotide messenger RNA. The record is from the annotation of a GenBank genome assembly. Lineage: Eukaryota; Viridiplantae; Streptophyta; Magnoliopsida; Asterales; Asteraceae.